UUGCCAGCCACCCUUCCCUGGCACCGGUGCGCAGGGGCACGGGGAAAACACCAGGAUCCCUCCCCUUCCAAGAGCUGGGUUUUCUAAAAAAGGAAGAUAGAUGGACCCCCAAACACACAGGAUGAGUGCCAUGGCGCCCAGCCCACUGGCACUGGACUACCUGGACGACUUCGACCUGCUGAAGUUCGAGGUGAAGCAGGAGGCCCCAAGGCCGGGGGGUAGCUCCUCAUUGACUUCUACCCCUUGCAGCUCCGUGCCCCCUUCACCCACCUUCGACAAAGCCGGUGGGGACCCCAAGUCCACGCUGGAGGAGCUCUACUGGAUGGCCACACUGCACCAGACCCUGGCGGCUGCCGCAGCAGGGGGUGGUCCCGAGACCCAAAUGAUGCCCGGUUUGGAUGAGGCUGUGGAGGCAUUCUUAGGGGUCCCCGUGAUGGAAGGAGGGCUCCGGGGAAGAGCCACCCCGCAAAUCCAGGGUUUUGUUGGAGCCGGCGAAGGGCUUGGAGGAGAUCAACAACAGCUCCCACCAAUGCUCUCGGACCGCUUCUCGGACGCCCAGCUGGUCUCCAUGUCGGUGCGGGACCUCAACCGCCAGCUGCGGGGCUUCGGCAAGGAUGAGGUCCAGCGGCUGAAGCAGAAGCGGCGCACCCUCAAGAACCGGGGCUAUGCCCAGUCCUGCCGCUUCAAGCGGGUCCAGCAGCGCCACGUCCUGGAGGCAGAGAAGUGCCAGCUGGCCCAGCAGCUAGAAGCCCUGCGGGUGGAGAUGGCCCGGGUGGCCCACGAGCGAGAUGUCUACAAGGCCCGGUGCCAGAAGCUCCUGGGGGACGCUGCCGGAGGGUCCGGCGAGGAGGCUGCUGAACCCCCGACUCCCCAGUCUACCUCGCUAGCCCAGUUCUUCCUAUAAAUUUCCCUUCUGUGGCCCCGUGGGCUAUGGGAGCUUGAACUGUGCGUGCCCCUGUCCUAGCUCCAGGAUCACGGAGGCGUCUUCCCCUUUCGGUCCACCAGGGGGCAAUGUAGGCAGCAUGUAAUCCCCUUUUCUUCCACCAGAUGGCACCAAAGAACCCACACCAUUAUGCUGCAGCGCAGUGGACAAAUCCAACCACACACACACACACACACACACACACACACAUAUAUAUGGUUU
Anolis sagrei ordinatus is the source of this 1144-nucleotide messenger RNA. RefSeq names its product neural retina leucine zipper (gene NRL). Gene Ontology annotation, molecular function: RNA polymerase II cis-regulatory region sequence-specific DNA binding; DNA-binding transcription factor activity, RNA polymerase II-specific. Gene Ontology annotation, cellular component: nucleus. Gene Ontology annotation, biological process: regulation of transcription by RNA polymerase II. Lineage: Eukaryota; Metazoa; Chordata; Lepidosauria; Squamata; Anolidae. The record is from RefSeq and is a predicted model, not a curated record.